AGAUGGCAAAGACUGCAAGUUUCCUUUUCGCUUUGGCGGGUUGAUUUAUCACCAGUGUAUCUCUAUGAACUCUCACAAGGCCUGGUGCUCUCUCACACAUAACUUUGACCGCGACCAGAAGUGGGGAUUCUGCAGUUCACAAGCACGACUCUUUAAUGGGCUUCUUCCUCCGCGUCGCGGGUCGAGUCUCUGUCGGCAGAACCCGUGUUUGAACGGCGGCAUUUGUGCGACGGCCGCUCAUCUGAACUCGUUUGAUUGUGUUUGUCCGGAUGGAUUCACUGGAGCUCUGUGUGAAAAGAAGAAGUGCUACGAGCCGCUGCAUCUGAAGUACUAUGACUUCGGAGACUCGUGGGGACGGAUCUACCUGCGCUCCGUAGAGCUGUGCGCGUGCCUCAGCGGAAGAGUGAGCUGCGAGCGUGCGCGUUACACGGCGUGUUCGAGGAAUCGCUGUGAAAAUGAUGGAGUUUGUAGGAUGAUUGAAGCCACUGGUGAAGAGGUGUGUGGAUUUUUUGUAUCCCCCAUUCAUUUUAUAGGAGAGCCAGGAGAGCAGUGUUACGGUGACUCAGGCGCUCUGUACCGCGGUGUGGUGAACAUCACGGUCUCGGGCUCCUCUUGUCUGCCGUGGAACUCAGAUCUGCUGUUCACAGAGCUGACGGUGGAAACGGUGCACAGCGCCGCCCGCAGGGGUCUCGGGGAACACGCCUUCUGCAGGAAUCCUGAUCAAGAUAAGCUGCCGUGGUGUUACACGAUGACGGAGAGAGCCGUUUCGUGGGAGUACUGCGACAUCAAGCCCUGCUCCAAACCAGAUCCUGAGCUUCUCAUGACUCACAACAGCACGGGCCGCAGAGGUCCCAUCGUCGCCGUGGCCCCGGGGCCCUCCCGCAGUUCUGUCAGGACCCCGGCGUGUGGGAAGCGGCAGGAGAAGCGGAUCAGUCGGGGUCGAAUCCUGGGCGGGACGUCUGCAUUACCCGGUGCUCACCCCUGGAUGGCAGCGCUGUACAUCGCAGACGAGUUUUGUGCAGGAACGCUGGUCUCCUCCUGCUGGAUCGUGUCGGCCGCUCACUGCUUCCUGCGCAAUCCAUUAAAGUCACAGAUUCGGGUCGUUCUCAGCCAGCACUCCUUUAACGACACCGGUCCCAACACCAGGAACUUUGCUGUUCAGGAUUAUAUUUUAAACCCGCGUUACACACAGUUUGAGCCGACCUUAAACGAUAUCGCUUUAGUGAAGCUGAAGAAGGUUGACGGACGCUGCGCUCUGAAAACGCCCUUCAUCAGGCCCAUCUGUCUGCCGGGGAAACACAUGACGUUCCCCGAUCACUCCUGCUGUAAGAUCUCAGGCUGGGGUCACAUGCACGAGAAGGCAAACUCGUACUCUCACCUGAUGGAGGGAGUGGUGAAGAUCAUCCCGUUCGAUCAGUGCUCGUCUCCAGACGUCUACGGGUCAGAGGUCAGGUCGGGGAUGCUGUGUGCGGGAAGUGAGUCCUGUGUGGACGCCUGUCAGGGCGACUCGGGCGGUCCGUUAGUGUGCGACUGUGACGGCGUGAGUUUCCUCUAUGGGAUCAUCAGCUGGGGAGACGGAUGCGGACGCUCGGGAAAACCCGGCGUUUACACCCUCGUGCCCAAAUAUUCAGACUGGAUCAACAGCGUCAUCAAAAAAUCCAGAAAAACAUCCCAAAAAGCAUCAGUGAAUAGAACAACAAUAAACAUUUGUAUCGGGCGUCAAUGCCAAAGAUAAAACAACUGUGACUUUACUAUUAAUGUAUUCAUGAAGGCUUUCCAUUCCAGUGUUACUGAGUCAUACUGAUGGACGUG
Molecule: messenger RNA, 1812 nt
Organism: Sinocyclocheilus rhinocerous
Lineage: Eukaryota; Metazoa; Chordata; Actinopteri; Cypriniformes; Cyprinidae
Gene: hgfac
Product: HGF activator
Exons: 13
Coding region: 65-1735 (556 amino acids)
Biological process (GO): blood coagulation; zymogen activation
Cellular component (GO): extracellular region
Molecular function (GO): serine-type endopeptidase activity
Source: RefSeq, a predicted model, not a curated record